Molecule: messenger RNA, 2490 nt
Organism: Penicillium alfredii
Lineage: Eukaryota; Fungi; Ascomycota; Eurotiomycetes; Eurotiales; Aspergillaceae
Exons: 2
Coding region: 1-2490 (829 amino acids)
Biological process (GO): regulation of DNA-templated transcription; DNA-templated transcription
Molecular function (GO): DNA-binding transcription factor activity, RNA polymerase II-specific; zinc ion binding; DNA binding
Source: RefSeq, a predicted model, not a curated record
AUGGACUCUCAGUCGGGGGACCCGCCACCGUCCACCCCCGGCCCGGUUGAUUUGCCCAACAGCAAGCGACGAUGGCGACGGAACCGCGUCGCCUGCGACUCGUGUCAUACUCGCCGGGUCCGGUGCGACCGGGCAUUUCCGUGCUCGCGCUGUCAGCGGAGCGACACUCAUUGCCAAUUCACUCGCGAGCGGCGAAAACGGGGGCGCAUUGCUCGGUCCAAGGUGACGGGUGCGACCGACUGCACUCAAGACCGCGCUGAGGCACAGCCAUCUAAUAGAGACCACAAAGGUGCAGUCCAGCCAGCGCAGUCGCCUAUACAAAAUACCUCACCCGCGUCGACAUUUAAGCCUCGAUCGCCCACAACGAAUGACCUGAGCGGUCUAUCCGCUCCGAGUGUGGAUGGUCGUCGCUCUGUACCAGAUGGCUCGCGCCACCGGGAGCCGCCCGUCACCAACGCAACGGAGGAAUGGCUGUCGGCGGCGCACCUAUCUCCAGAGUCAUGCGAGUUGCUAGGGGGUGCGGGCGGAGGCGACGGGCCUCUACCACGUCUGUUGGACGUUUGGAAUCCAGCAGAUUUAGCCGGCCACCUUCCCACCUCACGACCCCCGCCAGUGCCGCCAGGGUCUGGGAUGAAUAACCCAGGCCAGAGCCAAGCGUCGGGCACACGGUCGCCUUUGAAAUAUCCCGUGCUGGAGCCGGUCAUGCCAUUUUUGGGGUCUAACCUCCCGCGACGACUGGUGUGCGACCUGCUAGAGCUCUACUUCACCAGUGCAUUCUCGACCCAUAUGCACCCGGUGUGCCAUCACAUCCAUUGCUACGUCCUGCGAAAAGCCUCCUUUCUCAGCAAUGACCGACCUCGACCCAGCAGCCCCGCGUUGCUGGCAAGUAUGCUGUGGGUGGCUGCCGUGGAUGAUCGAGCAUUCUCACUAUCCAUCUCCCCGCUCCAGCGCCGCAAAAUUUGCCAGUUUCUCUGUGCCUUGACGAUUCGUCUACUCCGUCCGUUGAUUCAUGUCUCUUUCAAAGACCAAGAGCCGACUUCUGCCGAAGCUUCGGCCGCAAGCGACUUUGCGAGCGCUGCAGCUCACCGUCCGUUUGAAGGGGUCGGUGAUGAUAAGGGCCUAGUAGGUCCGGCUGGGUCAUUGGAUGAUGUGAUUACAUACAUUCAUGUAGCCUCUAUAAUCUCUUCCAGCGAACAAAAGGCCGCGAGCAUGCGAUGGUGGCACUCGGCCUUUACGCUGGCCAGGGAACUCAAAUUGAACCAGGAGAUCGAGGCGAUGGCCAACAUGGACAGUCAGACUGAUGGGUCGAGUCCAUUUUUUGGCUACUCACUUGCGGGCUGGGCCAGCUCGCCAGAAAGACCGGUUUUUGAUUACUCCAACCCAGCCCAGUCAAGCCUCAACUGUCUCUGCGAACAGUGCCAUGAAUCACAUAGCAGUUCUAUGGUCACGGAAGAGCACCGUGAAGAGCGCCGUCGCACGUGGUGGCUCCUGUAUAUUAUGGACCGCCAUCUCGCAUUGUGCUACAACCGCCCGCUCGCUCUCCUUGAUGCCGAAAGUGAGGACCUACUCCUGCCUCUAGAUGAGGGGUCCUGGCAAUCCGGGAAUAUCCACAGCAACAGCCCUCGACCAGACGGCCCCCAAUGUCUCCGCUCGGGUGAGCAGAACAAACGUCGCGUGUUUCCGAACUUUAUUUGCCACGAUCACUCCAUCCUUGGCUUUUUCCUGCCCCUUAUGACUAUCACAGGGGAGCUGAUUGAUCUGAAUCAGGCGCGGAAUCACCCGACUCUGGGAGUCCGGCUACAAGGAAAGGAAGCGUGGGACGUCCACGUGGGCGAGGUGCUGCAACAGCUUGAGAUCUACAAGGCAAGUCUCACCACGUUUGCAGCGACUACGGCGGCGGGGCACGAAGGAUCAUUGUCGACUGGCUUCCCAAACAAGUCGGAUCAGCCUGUCGACACGCAGCUGUCUCAGGCCUACUCUUGGCACACACAGACAGUAAUUGCCUAUUCGUCAUAUCUGGUCCACGUUCUCCAUAUCCUGCUCGUGGGCAAAUGGGAUCCGGUCUCUCUGAUUGAGGACAAGGACUUCUGGACGUCCUCUCCGGCCUUUGCAUCUACCAUCUCCCACGCGCUAGAAGCAGCAGAUUCCGUGCAGCAAAUCUUGCGAUUUGACCCGGACGUCAGCUUCAUGCCGUAUUUCUUCGGUAUUCAGUUGCUACAGGGGAGCUUCUUAUUACUGCUGAUUGUGGAGCGUUUGCAAAAAGAAGCUGGCGAGGGCAUUCUUAACGCCUGCGAGACCAUGAUCCGGGCCACGGAAUCCUGUGUCGUUACGCUGAACACAGAGUACCAGCGAAGCUUUAGGCAGGUGAUGCGCAGUGCAGUCGCACAAGCCCGAGGGCGGCCGGUGAACCCCAGUGAGAUUCGACAUCGCCGCAAAGCAGUGCUGGCGCUUUACCGAUGGACUCGAAAGGGUACAGGAUUAGCGCUGUGA